AUGGAUUUGGGAAAGGACCAUAAGACACCUGAUCCUCAUCGAGAAGAGAACCAUGCUCCAGAAACCAUUGGAACUUGGAGUUUGCGAAACAGAGAACAACUCAGGAAAAGAAAAGCUGAAGCACAAGAAAAGCAAACUUCACAAUGGCUAUUUGGAGUACAGAAAAAACACAAAUGGCAGAGAACAGGAAAAGGAAAUCAAAGAGGCAGAAAGAGACAAAGAAAUACAGAACUGAAGGUGGAACCUCAAUCACAAAUAGAAAAGGAAAUGAUGGAGGAAGCACUGGCACCUAUGGAGAAAAAAACUGAGCUACCUGGGAGUGUAACUGAAGGCCUUCCUUUGGUAGCCUCCCUGCAAAAAGUUAUGCUUGAGGAACAUUUUUCUGAAAUAUGUCAAAAAAACAUUAUACAUCAGGAAAGUUUUUCUGAGUUCCAAGAACAAGUGGUAGAAAACCAUCCUUCUAAAACAUGCCAAGAUAUGGCUCAACCUGAAGACCUCUCUCCUAAAAUCUGCCAAGAAAUAGCUGUACUUCAAGACCAGCCUUUUAAAAUGUGCCAAGAUAUAGCUGAACCUGAAGACCUUGCUUCUAACAUGUGUCAAGAAACAGGUGUACCCAAACCCCUUCCUUCUACAACAUCUGAAGACAUAGCUGACUUGGAAGGAUGCUCUCCUGAAGCAUAUCCCAAACCAGAUGUGCCUAAAGGCUAUGCUCUUGAUACAUAUCAAAAAACAGUUGAACCCGAGGAAUACAAUUCUGAACCAGAUCAAGGAAUAGCUGAGACCGAAACCUUCUUUCCUAAAACACAAGAAAUAGCUGUGCCUGAAGACCUUUCUACAAAAACAUACCAAGGAACAGUUGAAUCUGAGCACUUUUCUCAUAAAGCAUAUGAAGAAAUUACUGUGCCUAAAGCCACCUCUCUUAAAACAAUCCAAGAAACACCUGCUCCUAAAGAAUAUGCACCUGAAACAUACCAAGAAACACCUGGGCCUGAAGAAUAUUCAACUGAAACAUAUCAAGAGACACCUGGGCCUGAAAAUCAUUCAUCUGAAAGAUACCAAGAAACACCUGGGCCUGAAGAAUAUUCAACUGAAAUAUACCAAGAAAUACCUGGGCCUGAAGACCUCUCUACUACGACUUAUAAAAAUAAGGAUGUGCCUAAAGAAUGCUUUCCAAAACCAUACCAAGAAACAGGUGGGCCCCAAGGCCAGGAUCCUCAAGCACACCAGGACAAUACAAAGGAUGUUUGUACUUUUCCUAAAGAAAAGAAAGAAAAACCCAAAGCAGAAGAACCAGAAAUACCAGCAAUUCCAAACAUUCCUCAAGAAGUUCUUCCAGAAAAUGACAUCUACAGUUAUGUUUUGUUUUAA
Galeopterus variegatus (Sunda flying lemur) is the source of this 1368-nucleotide messenger RNA. It is a transcript of the gene HEMGN, whose product is annotated as hemogen. The record is from RefSeq and is a predicted model, not a curated record. Gene Ontology annotation, biological process: regulation of osteoblast differentiation; cell differentiation. The transcript is spliced from 4 exons. Lineage: Eukaryota; Metazoa; Chordata; Mammalia; Dermoptera; Cynocephalidae. Bases 1 to 1368 code for a protein of 455 amino acids. Gene Ontology annotation, cellular component: nucleoplasm.